Tripterygium wilfordii is the source of this 2101-nucleotide messenger RNA. RefSeq names its product trihelix transcription factor ASIL1-like. Bases 541 to 1800 code for a protein of 419 amino acids. Gene Ontology annotation, molecular function: transcription cis-regulatory region binding. The transcript is spliced from 2 exons. The record is from RefSeq and is a predicted model, not a curated record. NCBI's taxonomy places the organism in Eukaryota, Viridiplantae, Streptophyta, Magnoliopsida, Celastrales, Celastraceae. Gene Ontology annotation, cellular component: nucleus.
CAUACGCACUACGCGUAUCUUAGCAUCGACCCUCAUUUCUGGUAAAUGUUUCCUCCUCAACAACCCACAUCUACAUCUCCUCCUUUGUUUUCAACUUCGAUUGUGUGUAAAAGUUCCUUUCACCCUCUUCUAUUAUAUGGGUUCCUUCAUUCCUUUCAGGAAAAUAAUUGGUGAUUUUGAGCUGGGAGUUUGGUCCCCCUAGAUUUUGAUCUUGAUGUGUCAGUGAUUUUUGAAGUUUUGUGGUUAGGAUUCUCGGAAAAUUGAGGGAGAUCAAUCAUGUGAUUUGAUUACUUCUCUUCUUUCAAAUUUCUAGAUUUUUUUGAAUUUCAAAGUUAGGAUCUUGUGCUAGGAGAGAUUAAUAGGGUUUUUUGAUUAAGUCUAUGGGGAAAGACAAAAUAUUUUAUUGGACGUGAUUAAGAUUUUUUUUGGGAAGGAAAAUGGGGGUCUACUGAAUAUGGUGUUUGUUUCUCUAGAGAAGAAGAAGAAAGUUUUUCAAUAGCAUAUUUGGUUUGUUUCUUGCUACACUUGCAUUCGGUAAAGAUGGAUGACACUGAGGAUGAUGCUAAGUAUCCGCCAAAUCCCUAUGUUGUGAAUCGUCCGCAGGGUUAUGGUUCUUCUCGCGCAAAGCUUCCAGUUCGUAAUAUGCAGUAUCCUCAAGCAGUUGGUAAUCAGUAUGUCCAUGGUGAAGACAAUGAGGAUGAAAAUGAAGAGGAGAAAUUAGGAGUAGCUGAUUAUCCAAAUAACGGGUAUGUGGACAAUGGUGGUGAUGAUAGCGAUGAUGAUGAUGAUUAUGAUGAUGAUGAUGAUGAUGAUGGGGAUGUUGAAGAUGAGGAUGAAGAUGUAAAAGAUGGGGAUGGGGAUGGGGAUGGGGAUGGUGAAGAUGAGGAUGAAGAUGUAGAUGAUGGGGAUGCUAUGCCAAAAAAUUAUAGUAGAAGGGAUGCAGACAAGCUAGAUGACUUGAAAAGACAUCCAAAAAAGCGGAAGCUAAAGAGUUUGGCUUCAAGUUAUGAAUUUGCUCCAAGGGUACUGGCACCACCGAUUACAGCUCCUGCUGCCCCCAGGACAUCAUUUGGCGGGCGGAAUUCACUGACUGAUUGGAAUGAGCGCGAGACAUUUGCUCUGUUAGAUGCUUGGGGGGAUAGAUUUUUGCAACGCGGGAGGAAGAGUCUCCGAGCUGAAGAGUGGCAAGAAGUUGCAGGGAAGGUAUCUGCUGUUUCUAAUAUUGAAAGGACAGAUACCCAAUGUCGGAAUCGUUUAGAUACCUUGAAGAAAAAAUAUAAGAAGGAGAAGUUGAGGCUGACAGAAAUGGGUGGUGACAGUAAAUGGGUUUAUUUCAAGAAAAUGGAUAUGUUAAUGUCAUCAUCUGCACAGCAAGGUGGCCUAUCUUGCGGCUUGGACUCUGGGGAUUAUGUUUUCAUGAAUCCUAGUGUCUCUGUAAACCAUGCUAAUGCAAUGGAUGAGAUGAGAGAUAGUCCUGAGAACUCAGAAUCAAGAGAUGGUCACGAGGAUGAUUCAGAUGGGCUUCCACCAAAGAAGAGAAGGUUUGGAAAGGACAACGAUACCGGUUCCUCAUUCAGAUUACUUGCAGAUUCUAUACACAAAUUUAGUGAAAUAUAUGAAAAGAUUGAAAACAGCAAAAGAAAUCAGAUGUUGGAGCUCGAAAAAAUGAGGAUGGAUUUCCAUAAGGAGUUAGAAAUGCAGAAGAUGCAGAUUAUGGAGAAAGCACAGGUGGAGAUUGCUAAACUUCAGCUGGGGGACGCCGAAGACAAUGAUGCCUCUCCCGAAAAUCGCAGCGGGUGAUAGAUUGUAGAACUCUUUCAUGUUACGCGUAUCGAUUCAGCAUUUUCGCUGCUAGCUGCUGUUGUAUGAUAUUGGUACAUUUAACCCUCUUCCCCCGGCGCACCACCCCCCCCCCCCCAAACAACUUAUUGUGAAGCAAUAUUGGCCUUGAGGGGGCUGUAAUCCUGAGGAAAUAAUACUAAUUAGAAUUAUUUGGAAGGUUAUUGUGAGUUCUUUUGAUUUGCUUCUUCCUGUUUAUGGACCGUAGGGUUAUCUGUUCUCUUUUGAUGAGUGUAACCUGCAGAAAUCAUUACUUAGAGCA